Messenger RNA from Mesorhabditis belari, 1197 nucleotides. NCBI's taxonomy places the organism in Eukaryota, Metazoa, Nematoda, Chromadorea, Rhabditida, Rhabditidae. The record is from the annotation of a GenBank genome assembly.
AUGCAAAGAUGGAAACGACGAACGAAAAUCGCUUUAAUUUCGAUUUAUUUACUGAUGGGAUUGCUUAUUUGUGUGGAAUAUCAGAAAAAAGAUGCUCUAUCGAGUAUUCCCAUUACUGAAAACGUCAGAGAAGCCGCUUUUCAAAUACCGAUCAUGAAAUAUAAACAAUUUUGCAUUCGACCAAAUGUUUUGAGCAAUACAAUCACCGAUUUCGAUCGUAUCGCUCUCAUUUUGCACACAAGUGCCGAUUAUUUGGACGAGAAAUUGGCUGAUCAGGUGGAAAAUUGGAAAGCCCCAGUCUCACUGUCGAUUUAUCUUGAGCGUCCUGAGAUCGAGUUCUCCUGCUUGCGCGCUUUUUUAAAAGAACUAGCCACCAAUCGACCUGCAAUCAUCGAGCAUCUUCGCGUUCAUUUUGUUUAUGCUCAAGACAAGGAUGGGGAUUGUGGGAUUUCCGAUUUUCAUCCCAAAGAGAAUGAAGUAAAUUGCGUAAAGAAAAAUGAGAAGAAAUCCGUGGAAGCGACUGCCUCAUAUCCAGUAAAUGUCAUUCGAAAUAUAGCCAGAAUGUUUUCUGAGACAAAAUACAUUGUGAUUGCCGACUAUGAGCACAUGUUUUCCGAUAAAUUUGAGGCAGAUGUGCGAAAGGUAGCAGAGAAAGCUUUGGAAAUAAAUCCAAAGCAAUUACUUGUCUAUAGGAUAUUUGAAGUCAACGAAACAUCAACCAGAGUGCCAAAGAAUCGAAACGAACUCACGGAUAUGUUGGCCAAGAAGGAAGCUAUCGUUUUUCAUGCGGCUUAUUAUGGGCAUGCGCAUGCGAUUGAUGGACUCGAGAAAUGGUUGCAAGAGAAUUCCACAUUUGGUAUCUCGCAAAUUGUUAUGAAAUAUGAUCGUUUCAAUUGGGAACCCCAAUUCGUUUCAUUGGCCACCAUUCCGCUACACGAUGAACAUUUCCCUUAUCAAAUUCGAGACAACACGUGUUUGCGAUGGGAGCUCUGCCGUGCUGGAUAUCAAUUCUCUUUACUUUCCUCACACUUCAUGUACCAUCAUGGAAUCAAAGUUUUCGCCUCAGACAAGCAGGUUUUCGCGAAAGCCGUUCAGAAAGAAAACGGAAAACGAUUCUGGACCGCAUUGAAGCUAUUCAAUCAACGAAUGGAUCGACUGUAUCCCGAGACGAAAAAACAAUGUCCAACGCCGAACGCG